Messenger RNA from Brenthis ino (lesser marbled fritillary), 1332 nucleotides. The record is from the annotation of a GenBank genome assembly. Lineage: Eukaryota; Metazoa; Arthropoda; Insecta; Lepidoptera; Nymphalidae.
AUGUCCAAGAAAAUCAAACAUUUAGUUGUGGACACAACAGCGUUUAUUAGGGCAGCAAAUUUACAAGAUAUUGGAGAAUGCGUAUAUACAGUACAGGAGGUUAUUGAUGAAAUAACUAACGAUCGGCAGCGUAGAAAGUUAGUUGUAUUACCAUAUGAUUUGAAAGUCAAAGAUAUAUUUACAGAAAAUGUCAAAUUUAUCACAGAUUUUUCUAAGAAAACUGGUGACUACAUUAGCCUUUCAGCAACUGAUAUAAAGGUUAUGGCGCUAACAUAUCAGUUGGAAAAAGAACUUGUUGGAUCUGAUCAUCUAAAAACUGAACCCAGUAUGAGAAAAACAGUCAAUGUUACUGGGCUUCCUGGAUAUAAAGCAAAUGAAAAUAAUAAAAAAGAUAAAAUAGUUAAUUCUACAAGUGAUGUAAAAAAUAAUGAAAUUGAAAGAACUGAAAUUGAAAACGAUAAAUUAAAGAACUCAAAUGACCAAAACAGAAGUCUAAAUAAUCUAGAAGAAAAUAGUAAUGAAAUAAAAAGUGUUCAAAUAGAUGUAAAAAAUGAUGAAGAAAGUGAUGAAGAUGUUCAAUUAGCAGAAGAUAUAGCAGAGCAAAUUAAAAAUAUGGAUUUACGAGAGGGUACUGAAGUAGAUGAAUGUAUUGUAAAAGUAUCAGACCAUGAAGAUAUAGAUAGUGAAGAUGAAAGCGAAAGUGAAGAUGAUUCUGAUAGUGAUGGCGGUGACUGGAUUACACCAGGAAAUGUCUCAGAAAAGAAAAAAGAAAUGGAAGAUGGAGAAUUUGAAGAUAAAAAUGUAGAAGUAGCUUGUAUAACAUCUGACUUUGCUAUGCAGAAUGUAUUAAAACAAAUUGGCUUAAAUGUAACAUCAAUUGAUGGGAGAGUUAUUAGACAGCUCCGUACAUUUAUUUUUAGAUGCACAACUUGCUUUAAAACAACUAGUGUUAUGACUAAAUUGUUUUGUCCUAAAUGUGGACAUGCUACAUUGAAAAAAGUUUCUGUAAGUAUAGAUGAUGAUGGUAAUCAGCAUAUCCAUAUAAAUGGAAGAAAACCUUUAACAGCCAGAGGCAAAAAGUUUAGUUUACCUACACCGAGAGGUGGUCAACACUUCCAAUACCCCAUUCUUACUGAAGAUCAACACAUUCAUAAAAGGUUUGCCACAAAAUUGGCAAGAGGUAAAACUAAUGCCAUGGAUCCUGACUAUAUUGCUGGAUAUUCACCAUUUGUAAUGAAAGACGUCAAUUCCAAAUCUGCAGUGUUAGGAGUAAGAGCUGAUAAACAAGAUGUUAAGUACUGGAUGAAACAUUAUUCGAAGGGAAAGAAAAAA